Molecule: messenger RNA, 858 nt
Organism: Akanthomyces muscarius
Lineage: Eukaryota; Fungi; Ascomycota; Sordariomycetes; Hypocreales; Cordycipitaceae
Exons: 2
Coding region: 1-858 (285 amino acids)
Source: RefSeq, a predicted model, not a curated record
AUGUUGCUGCUGCUUUGUGCGACCGUUCUGUCCCUUUGUCGCAUAGCUUUGGCGACACCAUACAAUGGCAGCUGCGCGGCCCCCAACAAUGGCACGGCGAACGCCCCGACACCACUCGACGGCUUCCUAGGGGCCAACUCCACAGGCUCUGCCAACUUUACCGUCCCCAAGAUUACAGGCGACACCCUGUGGCAUGUAUUUCUUGCGCUGAAAGACAAUGGCGGGCAAGAGGUGGGCAUGUGGCUGGCGAUUCCCCAACAAGCUUUCGGGAAUAACUCGCGAAAGUACAUGCAUCUCUGCGCAUACGCCCUCGAUGGCGCAUUCGGAAGCCCAAAGGCGGGGACAGGCAACGAGACCUGCGACGGCCUCGUCUCGGAGUCGUGCACCGCGGGCAUCUUUCGUUCUGUGGACUUUGGGCCGACCGGAGACUGCACGGCCCCGGGCUUAAACCAAUACUGCAACACACAGAGUUGGCAUGCAUCUUCUAUCAAGUUGGCCACAGGCAUGUCCUGUCUGGAGACCAGCAUCCCGGGCGUAGACGUACCAGACGGGUACAUGGUUGCGUCGCUCGGCGCGGCUCGCACUAUGAGCACUGUUGAUGAGGGACACGAGGCGUACGAUACAUUGGUGCAGACUGCGCGGCCUCUGGUGCUUGAGUUUGUCCAGUACACAGACUUGGGCACGUAUUCGUACACGGCUGAUCUUGUCGAGACGCAGCGAAUAUGCGCGGCUCCAAGUGAAAUCAGAAAAGGCAGUAGAGUGCCGUCCGACGCCCAAUCGAUGGGCCAAAGCGUGAAGCAGCGUGGUCGUGGUCCCCUGUUGGCUCCUCUGGCGUUGACGCUGUUUGUACUUAUUUAG